Molecule: messenger RNA, 1615 nt
Organism: Lates calcarifer (barramundi perch)
Lineage: Eukaryota; Metazoa; Chordata; Actinopteri; Centropomidae
Product: C-X-C chemokine receptor type 2
Exons: 2
Coding region: 121-1203 (360 amino acids)
Biological process (GO): neutrophil chemotaxis; immune response; G protein-coupled receptor signaling pathway
Cellular component (GO): membrane
Molecular function (GO): chemokine receptor activity
Source: RefSeq, a predicted model, not a curated record
UCUGUUUCUGAGGCAAACAGGAAAGUGAGCAUGUGGUCGGGGUGGUGGGAGGGGUGGAGAGAAAUUCACUGUCUGUUCCUCGUCUCCUUAGACAGAGUCUGAGCCUCAGGAGACGCAACAAUGACUGAUCCAAACACAUCCUCCUUUAUCGAUGACUUUAGCUCUAUUUAUGAUGAGCUCAACUUCACCUAUAACUACACAGAGUUCAUCGUUAACCCUGAAACGCAGCCCUGCGACGCCUUCUCCCUCCCAGACGCAGUGACAGUUUUAGUCUGUACGUUUUACGUCAUCAUCUUUUUGUUGGCUAUUCCCGGGAAUCUGAUCGUGGGUCUGGUGCUCGGCCUUAACAAGCAGUCGCUGCCUCCCUCUGACCUCUACCUGCUCCACCUGGCGGUGGCCGACCUCCUGCUGGCCGUCACCCUCCCGUUCUGGGCCGUCUCUGUCACGCAGGGCUGGGUGUUUGGAGACACCAUGUGCAAAAUAAUCACCAUCCUCCAAGAGCUGAGCUUCUACUCCAGCAUCCUCUUCCUGACUUGCAUCAGUGUGGACCGUUACAUGGUGAUUGUGCGAGCUAUGGAUGCCCGCAGGGCCAACAGGCAGCUGGUCAGCUGGGGGGUUUGUGCUGCUGUCUGGGCUGUUGGGGUGUUUUUGUCUCUGCCAGGGCUCUUCAAUUCCUCUUUCUCCUCUGGAAACUCCAGUCACACAGUGUGUACUGAGCGGUACGAUCCCAGCAGUGCUGAUGAGUGGCGGCUGGCCACCAGAGUCCUUCGCCACGCUUUGGGUUUUGUUAUCCCCUUGGCCGUCAUGCUGCCCUGUUAUGGAGUAACCAUCCAGCGCCUCCUUCACAUCCGUGGGGGGUUUCAGCGGCAGCGAGCCAUGAGAGUGAUUGUGGUCGUGGUGGCUGCCUUUCUGCUCUGUUGGACGCCCUACCACAUCGCAGUGAUGACAGACUCCUUUUUCAGGGCGAAGAUCGUGCCCUACAAGUGUCCGGCAAGGAUGGCGGUGGAUCGGGCCAUGUUCGCCACCCAGAGCCUGGGCCUGCUCCACAGCUGCGUCAACCCGGUGCUGUACGCCUUCGUGGGAGAGAAGUUCAGGAGGAGGCUGCAGCAGAUCAUGAGGAAGAUAGGAAUCCUGGAGAGGGCAUCAGUGACGAGAACCAGCAGGUCCUCACUGUCAUCAGAAAUCACAUCCACAUUCAUGUGAGCGCACCAGAGGGACACUUUAAACUAUUCAGAUACAUCAGUGUUGUGUCAGCUCAUAUCUGAUGGACUUUGUCUUAUAUUUUUUCAUACUUUGAUCUGUUUUUUCUGUGUUAUUUAACUUGGUUUUGCUUUUAAUCCGGUGUGUGUACAUCAGAAAAAUGUUGCUUACAGUUGUUUUUGUGGUCAGCUGUUUAAAUCCUCUCUCUUUCCUCAGUCAUGUCUAACUCUGAGGAAACUGUGGAAAAGAUGUGUGACUAUAUUUCAACAUAGUAAUACUGUGUCACAACAUUGAGACAAAAUUGUGGGUGAUGAACAUUUGUCUGUUUGAGUUGAGCAGGUUGUCGUUAACAUGCCAAAGGAUUUUCAUUUUCUGUAUAUUCUAAAUUGUCAUUAAAGUUUCAUAUAAAUGUGUA